This is a messenger RNA of Dibothriocephalus latus, 1323 nucleotides long. The record is from the annotation of a GenBank genome assembly. Lineage: Eukaryota; Metazoa; Platyhelminthes; Cestoda; Diphyllobothriidea; Diphyllobothriidae.
AUGGUCGGUCGCAGACCUGAUUACUUUGAUGGACAGAUGGAGCCAGACAGUAGUGGCAGCAGCUCUGCAUCAACACUUGCGGACCAUUAUGUGCCAAACCAUAGAUGUCCCGAAAAUAAUGCUCCACCAAGGCAAGUUCGUCUAGCAGCGGGUUCCUGCGGAUUGAGUGGCACCGGCGCGCCGUCGAAUAAAAGCAUCAGCGAGGAUUACUUUGUUGUUAUGCGGGAUUUCGCAUUAAAACCACCCGAGAUUGAGAUCAUGGAGGGACCCAAAGCAGAUACCUUUUUUGAACGCCAGAGUGCCCGACCAAACAAAAAAGAGCCCGAACGCAAGAAGCCAGAAGGCCUGCCUAAUUUCGAACCCAACGAACUAAACGACGGCGAACCUCUAAAAGACGUUUUUCAGAAAUUCGAUUUCCGAUUUUAUGAAGAGGAUGUCGGAGCUGAUUUAUUCGCCAAAGGUGCAUUGUAUAUCGAUGCGUCGAAAGAAACAAAGCUGGACUCGGUCGUGCUGAUGGUGACCCAUACACUCAAGUACACUAAAGAUGAAAAGACUAUCACCGAAAUCAACGGGGUAAUUGACGGAGAUGCAAAGCCACCUAAGCCCGUCGAAGUCCAACUUGCUGGUCAAGAUGUAAAGAGCUUUAUGUUGCCGCCUACAAAGUUCGAUGCAGAUGGAAAAACGAAGGGCUAUUUCGUGCUACAUGAGGGAGACAACUUAUUUGAUUUCAAGCUGCGCUUUCCCACAGACAGUGUUCCUUCAUUUGACUGCGCAAGCCCGACGGCAUCUUCAAGCUAUGAAGUUUAUGCUGUUCUCAAAUGCGAGGGAAAAACGUUUACAACGGAGACAAGGACGCUAAUCCUCCCCGUUCGGGGCAGAAAGGACGCAAGCAUGGAUUACAACAAUGAAGACUUACGUAUCACUGUGGACGAAUACGGCACUCUUCAAGAUGGUGUGAAUCUCCUUGUGGUGCAUAAGACGGAUAAGAAGGCUAAAAAUAAGUUGUCCUAUGAGCUUCUGCAAGAAGUGAAUGGACAGGAAAAAUCAAUCGAUAAACUACCGAAAUUAAAAAAAAAUAAAGACACAAAGCUACCAGACAACCCGGCGACAGUGCUUGAGGCAAACGUUAAGGCUGACUCCAUUAAGUGUCCGUCUGUCGACAUUCCUAAUAAAUUUACUCUCACCUACAAGAUUCGGGUGAAAUAUGCAAAAGAAGAGUAUGAGGCUGAAAUAGCCUUUUGCAACGAGCUGCUGCCCGAGCCCUUCCAGCCUAAAAACGUGCUAAGAAGCACCGGCUUCAAACAGAUUCAGAAACCCGAGUAG